Aspergillus pseudotamarii is the source of this 918-nucleotide messenger RNA. RefSeq lists its product as uncharacterized. The record is from RefSeq and is a predicted model, not a curated record. The transcript has a single exon. Lineage: Eukaryota; Fungi; Ascomycota; Eurotiomycetes; Eurotiales; Aspergillaceae. The coding region runs from base 1 to 918 and encodes 305 amino acids.
AUGUCCCUAUCCGUUACGCCUCAAUACUCAGCUGUCGCAAACGAUACACUCGAUUAUCUUCCCACAAUUGUUGCGCAUGAGGGCUAUUAUGAAGUAGCCCAGCUCUUGAUGGUUGCCCUAUCAGCGUCCGAUGUCAGCUCAUUGCUCGUAGCUCUUCACAUUCAGCCCUCGACUUCACUUUGCCAGCGUUAUCGUCGAUUUCUUCAUCCAAUAAGGGACAUAGAUCCCACGAUGCGGAUCUUUGAUACUUGGAUACGAGAAAAAUGCCAGAUCCUCCUCCUGGGUCAUGAUUGCAGAUUAUUGAUGCAACGCAUCAUGGACCCAGAAGCAUACUACGCAGAAGGUAGUUGCACCCGUGAUCCGUUGGAGAUAUGGGUCGUAGCAUUACCGCCCAAUUCUCAAAGGAUUGCUAAGCGAGCCUCAAGAUUGCUUCGCGUUUUUCACAGGACUAGCAACCGCGCAAGACGCACAAGAGCCUUUUCCAAGUUUCGUGAUAUCAUCGACCAAGGACUUAUUCUCAAACAGUAUCUCGAUGGCCAAGAUUUAAAACUGUGCGAGGACCGACCCAUUGUAUACGAAAAUAUACAUGGACAAAGUGUCCAUGUUAAAGCAUUCGAUCUGUUGCUGUCGACUACAAUGAAUUACGAUCAAGAAAAUUUUGUUGUUGGACUCCACUACGCAGGCUUAGAGUUUCGCUUGGCGUGGGAUAUAAGGGCCUCUAAAUCAGCCAGACAUUGGAAGGCAGCCGACGGCCUUCCAUAUAUAGAUACUGCCAACCCAUAUCAUCUUGGGAGGGGAGCGACUAUUGAUUUGAAUGAACGUGAACGCCCAAAUGCAGGAACACUUGCCUUCUUCCCUUACUCACCCCGUUGUUGUCGGGAAUCUAUCCUGUCUAUUCCCAUCAAGCAGGUUCCGUGA